This is a messenger RNA of Dufourea novaeangliae, 1860 nucleotides long. RefSeq names its product transcription factor Maf (gene tj). The transcript is spliced from 5 exons. NCBI's taxonomy places the organism in Eukaryota, Metazoa, Arthropoda, Insecta, Hymenoptera, Halictidae. Gene Ontology annotation, cellular component: nucleus. The coding region runs from base 34 to 1371 and encodes 445 amino acids. The record is from RefSeq and is a predicted model, not a curated record. Gene Ontology annotation, biological process: regulation of transcription by RNA polymerase II. Gene Ontology annotation, molecular function: DNA-binding transcription factor activity, RNA polymerase II-specific; RNA polymerase II cis-regulatory region sequence-specific DNA binding.
CAGGAGGUGGAGGUAGAGGUCGACGAGGUUAAGAUGGAAGCCGAGGACCAUCUCGCCAGGGAAUACGUACAGGAGUUCGUUCUCGAUCAUCUCGAUCCCGCCGACGUCAAACGGGAGGUACGAAUCAGCUCACCGAUGAUGGUGAACGGCAGUGUGGUCCAGCUACCUGGCCAGGUACAGGCUCAGGGUUUAGCUUUGGCUCCGUUGACACCGCCCGCGCACGAAUUGGAGCAACCGCAUCCGCUUUACGGGCAGCCCCAUAUUCAGGUGCAACACGGUGUCCUGGUGAAAGCACCGCCUGGUGCGGCAUCACACCUGACCACUCUCUCGCAUCCUGGAACGCCGCCGGACACGCCUCCGGUCUCGGCCUCGCCGCCGCCGUUGCAGUUGCAUCGCGGCGAUCGGGACACGCGGGAUCGUGGCCUGUUCUUGCAUCUGCAACAGCCCGGCUCGUUGGUCCAGGACGAGAUGCAGCCCGCUUCCGGUGGUAUGGGCUGGCUGGCGCAGUCUCUCAGACAGGAACCGCUCGAUCUCAGGCCUCAUUGUCCCCAGGAGCAAACGCCUGAACAUCAUCACGAGGCUUGGCCCUCUACGCCGACGCAUCAUCAUUUUCAAGAUCUGCAACACCUGCAACGUCAUAGUAGACACACUGGUGGAUACAUCACGCUGUCGGGUCAAAUAGAGUACUACGGGGGCGCGGGUGCAGGCGGCGGGAUGCUUCCCGCGGGCGGAAGUGGAAUGUCUGGGAUGGACGACAGCAUGCAGGGAAUGCAGAUGCAACCGGGACGGCCGAUGAGCGUUUGUUCAGUGAGUUCUUGCGGUGCCGGUGGACCGAGUCCCGCGCACAGAACAGGGAACGGCCUCUAUCCGAACUGCGGCAGUAACAACCCACAAGAAGAACUCAUGAACGACGAGCUGCUCAUGUCCCUUUCUGUCCGCGAACUAAACAAACGCCUCCAUGGUUGCCCGCGGGAAGAGGUCGUGCGUCUGAAGCAGAAGCGACGGACUUUGAAGAACCGGGGCUACGCUCAGAACUGUCGCAGCAAGCGACUACAGCAACGCCACGAUCUCGAGACCACGAAUCGGAAUCUGCAGAACGAGCUACAACGGAUGAAGAUCGAGCUGGCGCGGGUCCAGCAGGAACGGGAUCUCUACAAGCAACGGUGCGAGAUUCUGAGGACCAGACAGAGUCAUCAUCAUAAUCAUAACCAUCAUCAGCAACAGGCGCCGCCGCCACAGCAGCAACAACAACCACUGCAGCAACAGCAUCAGCCGCAGAAUCAACAACAACAACAACAGUCCCAGCAACAACAACAACCGUCGCAACAACAACACCAACCAGCACCCGCUAGCCCCGAGGUUUACCUGUGACAUCGACAGCGCCGAGGAGGCGCUUGCUGGACCUGAACAGAGACCAUCCGUCAUGAGUUCGCGAAUUUUUCGAUCGUGGCAUACCUUGGCCGUGGGUUGAAAAUACCGGACCGGGCGACCGAGUGUGUGUCCCUUCGAGAAGCAGUUUUUCAAUCGAGACCACAAGUCCUCGAGCACACACGCAUCUCUAAAGCUCGUGUGUACUUACGUGUGUACAUAUAACAUAGGCGCUCGGUUUCAGCGGUUCUGUUUCCUUUUGCGUAGCUUCGUCGAGCCACGGCGAGGGCCUUGACUGUUAAACUGUCUCUUUGUAAAUCGUGUACGGAGCUAUACAGCGCAACUUAAGGUAUCAUUAGAUUAAAGGUAAUUAGUUCUGUUCGCGUAGGGUAUGUACAUGAAUAUAUCGCUCGUGGUAGACUGGAAACGUCUUCGCUAAAAAUUAUUGUGUCGAAACGGGCCAAAGAGGACGAAGCCACAAAAAAAAAAAAA